This is a messenger RNA of Ruditapes philippinarum (Manila clam), 1520 nucleotides long. RefSeq names its product dual specificity mitogen-activated protein kinase kinase 7-like. Gene Ontology annotation, biological process: protein phosphorylation. Lineage: Eukaryota; Metazoa; Mollusca; Bivalvia; Venerida; Veneridae. The record is from RefSeq and is a predicted model, not a curated record. Gene Ontology annotation, molecular function: protein kinase activity; ATP binding. The transcript has 13 exons.
AUGACGCCGGUUUUAUUUGAUCAUGUGACCAAUCCAAGAUGUCUACAUCAACCUCAUUCCAGAACAAAGUGAAUGAAUUAGAAAGGCGAUUAAAAGCGGAAAAUAAGUCCAGAGAGAGGGACAGAGUGCGCCCAACAUGUGAUCAAGUACCUAGGCGUACAUUACCGCUAACUGAUUUGGGAUCAAGAUCAAGUUCAGCACCAUCGUCAGGUCGAAGACGUCCAGGUGGCCUUGAUUGUCAGCCACGUACCUCACACCUUCCAAGACAGCCAGAUAGUCAUGAGAUAGAACAAAAGUACACUGAGAUUAUGAAACAGACUGGUAUUCUGACAUUAAAUGGUCAGAAAGUUCCUACAGAUAUAUUCGAUUUUGAACCUCUUGCGUGAACAGGACCAUGGUACUUUUAGCGUGGACAAGGUGUCAGAUUGAGGCAACAAAAAAGCAGUUCUAUUUUUUCUUCCUAGCAAAUGAGAAGAUCUGGUAAUAAAGAGGAGAAUAAAAGAAUAAUAAUGGAUCUGGAUGUUGUGUUAAAAUCUCAUGAUUGUCCGUAUAUAGUACAAUGUAUAGGAACGUUCAUAACUCCUAGUGAAGUAUGGAUAUGUAUGGAGUUAAUGUCUACGUGUUUAGAUAAAUUAUUGAAAAAAACUCGAAGACCCAUUCCAGAAAAAAUUCUUGGCAAGAUGGCUGUAGCCAUGGUCAAGGCACUACAUUACCUCAAAGAAAAUCACGGUGUUAUUCACAGAGAUGUAAAACCUUCAAAUAUUCUAUUAGACGAGAAAGGAACAGUUAAAUUAUGUGAUUUUGGUAUAUCAGGAAGAUUGGUGGAUUCUAAAGCAAAAACUAGAAGUGCAGGCUGUGCCGCGUAUAUGGCACCAGAAAGAAUAGACCCACCAGAUCCCACCCGACCCGAUUACGAUAUCAGGGCUGAUGUAUGGAGCUUAGGAAUAUCUCUAGUUGAAUUGGCAACAGGGGAGUUUCCGUACAAAAAUUGUAAAACCGAUUUUGAAGUUUUAACAAAAGUUUUACAAGAAGACCCGCCAUUGUUACCUUCUGGUCAACAUUUCUCCAUGGACUUUUGCUCAUUUGUCAAGGACUGCCUCACUAAAGAUUACAGACGAAGACCAAAGUAUAGGAAAUUAAUAGAACACCCAUUUAUAAAGAGAUACGAGACAUUAGACGUUGACGUGGCCACAUGGUUUUCAGACGUGUCAGUACAUAUAGAUCCUCAUACAGGUGUUUGAAGAAUAUUUUGUUACAUAGAGGCGGAAUCUCAUUUAUUUGAUGCAGCAGGCCUCUGCACUCGAGCAUAGAAUUCAUCUUCGUAACAGGGGCAUGUAACUGCGUGCAUUCAUUUUGUUUUGAGAAGCGGAAGUCAUAGAUUAAUCAAACAGAUGAACUGGACUCCACACCACACAAAGAUGUGUAGUCAAACCUUGUUGUUGUGGAAUGAUUGGCUUUUAAGAUCUUAUGACUAGUAUUUGAGAUUGUGUAUACAUGUAUUUGUGCUGUUUGAGGUCAUA